Molecule: messenger RNA, 1371 nt
Organism: Gastrolobium bilobum
Lineage: Eukaryota; Viridiplantae; Streptophyta; Magnoliopsida; Fabales; Fabaceae
Exons: 11
Coding region: 1-1338 (445 amino acids)
Biological process (GO): aromatic amino acid biosynthetic process
Molecular function (GO): 3-dehydroquinate synthase activity; oxidoreductase activity
Source: RefSeq, a predicted model, not a curated record
AUGUCCUUGUUCCUCUAUAUGUUCUUGAGGAGGAGGAAGAAGUUGACAGAUCUUCCUCACCAUUUUGCAACCACUGCUUGUGUCCAGAGAUCAUGGAUCUCUAGGACAGGAUAUGUGUCAACCUUCACGCAAGAGAUAAGGAGAACAGGCCUUGCCCCAAACCUUAAUUCCAUGUCUUCACUUCAUUCUGAGAAGACCCAUUUGAGGAAUAACCAAUGUACCACAAUGGCUUCUUCUUCUUCUUCGACAUUGUUGGAGGACAAGGGUAAAAGAUCCAAGAGAGUGUGGAUAUGGACCAAGAACAAGCAAGUCAUGACUGCAGCAGUUGAGAGAGGAUGGAAUACUUUGAUGUUUUCUUCACACCAUCAACAACUUGCACAUGAUUGGUCAUCCAUUACGUUGAUAUGCCCUCUUUUUGUUGGUGAGGGGGAGAUUUUGGAUGGACAGAAUAAAAGGGUAGCCACAAUUUUUGACAUUUCAACUCCAGAAGAACUAGAGCGACUUAGACCUGAGGAUGAGCUGGCAGAGAACAUUGUAGUUAAUUUACUAGAUUGGCAGGUGAUACCUGCAGAAAAUAUAAUUGCUGCAUUUCAAAGCAGCCAAAAGACCGUGCUUGCGAUAUCUGAAAAUGCAUCAGAGGCUCAGAUGUUUCUUGAGGCACUUGAACAAGGUCUAGAUGGCAUAGUUUUGAAAGUAGAAGAUGUUGAACCUGUUCUCAAGAUAAAGGAGUAUUUUGACAGAAGAAUGGAAGAAAGCAAUCUACUGAGCUUGACCAAAGCCACUGUGACACAUGUUGAAGUGGCUGGAAUGGGGGAUCGUGUUUGUGUAGAUCUCUGCAGUCUCAUGAGACCUGGUGAAGGACUUCUUGUUGGAUCUUUUGCCAGAAGAUUAUUUCUUGUUCAUUCAGAAUGCUUGGAGUCAAAUUACAUUGCAAGCAGGCCUUUUCGUGUGAAUGCCUUAAGUUGUGGACCAGUGCAUGCUUAUGUUGCUGUUCCAGGAGGAAGAACAUGCUAUAUGUCAGAAUUAAAAUCAGGAAAAGAAGUGAUUGUGGUUGAUCAGCAGGGUCGGCAACGAAUUGCAAUUGUUGGGCGUGUAAAGAUAGAAACUAGACCUCUAAUCCUUAUGGAGGCAAAGAGUGACUCGGAUAAUCAAACGAUCAGCAUACUUUUGCAGAAUGCAGAAACAGUUGCCUUGGUUUGUCCCCCACAAGGAAAUACACUGUUAAAAACAGCUAUUCAUGUUACCUCACUAAAAGUUGGAGAUGAAGUUCUGUUGAGACUACAAGGAGGGGCUAGGCAUACAGGAAUAGAGAUUCAAGAAUUCAUAGUUGAGAAAUGAACAAAUAAUGAUGAUGUAUUCAAAUUAUGAUUU